Owenia fusiformis is the source of this 2766-nucleotide messenger RNA. NCBI's taxonomy places the organism in Eukaryota, Metazoa, Annelida, Polychaeta, Sabellida, Oweniidae. The record is from the annotation of a GenBank genome assembly.
CCUACUUUCGUAUUUGACACAUUUCACCUUCAAAUAUUUUCCUGUAGUAAUUGUGGAAUUAUAAGGCGAAGAUGUCAUUGUCAGCUAUCAAAGUAGCUUCAACGCCUUUCGAGGGACAAAAGCCUGGUACAAGUGGGUUGAGGAAGAACGUCAAAGUCUUCCAAGGAGAACAUUACACUGAAAACUUUGUACAAUGCACAUUGUCUGCAAUGGGAGAAAAACUUCCUGGAUCAACAUUGGUGGUAGGAGGUGAUGGACGAUUUUUCUGCAAACAAGCAGUGGAAAUCAUCAUCAAAAUGUCUGCAGCUAAUGGUGUGCGGAAACUUAUCGUUGGUCAAAAUGGUGUCCUCUCUACUCCUGCAGUUUCUAGACUUAUAAGGAAAUACAAGACACAGGGUGGCAUCAUACUCACUGCCAGUCACAACCCUGGUGGUCCUAAUGGUGACUUUGGCAUCAAGUUUAAUAUAGCAAAUGGAGGUCCAGCUCCAGAGGCAGUCACAAAUGCCAUCUAUCAGCUGUCCACCACAAUUACAGAAUAUAAGACUUGCCCAAACCUUACCAUGGACAUAUCAACUACAGCCAACAAGAGUUUCAAAGUUGAUGAUCAUGACUUUGAAGUUGAAAUUAUAGAUUCUGUAAAAGACUACGUUGAAUAUAUGAAAGAACUGUUUGAUUUUAAUGCAAUAAAGCAGUUAUUGACUGGGCCUGAUUCAUUGAAGAUUCUCAUAAAUGCAAUGCAUGGCGUCACUGGUCCUUAUGUGAAAAGUAUAUUCUGCCAAGAGUUAGGUGCCCCUGAGACAUCAGCUGUUAAUUGUGUACCAUUGGAAGACUUUGGCGGAGGCCAUCCAGACCCUAACUUGACCUAUGCCCCUGAAUUGGUCAGUGAAAUGAAAAAAGGAGUUCAUGGAUUGGGAGCUGCUUUUGAUGGAGAUGGAGAUCGCAAUAUGAUUCUAGGAAAAAAUGCUUUCUUUGUCAACCCCUCAGACUCCCUGGCAGUCCUGGCAGCCAACUUAGAGUGUAUGCCAUACUUCCAGAAGACUGGAAUAAAAGGCUAUGCAAGGAGUAUGCCAACAGGGGCAGCCAUAGACAGAGUAGCAAAUGACAAAGGCCUGCCAAUAUUUGAGGUGCCCACUGGCUGGAAAUUCUUUGGCAACUUAAUGGAUUCUGGUCAAUUGUCUCUGUGUGGAGAAGAGAGCUUUGGAACAGGAUCCGAUCAUAUAAGGGAGAAGGAUGGCAUCUGGGCUGUUUUAGCUUGGCUUUCUGUAGUGGCACAUCAGAAAAAAUCCCUUCAAGAAAUCCUCACUGCCCAUUGGAGUAAAUAUGGUCGCAAUUUUUUUACAAGGUAUGAUUAUGAGAACUGUGAAUCUGAACCAGCCAAUCAGAUGAUUGCAAACCUGAACAAAUAUGUAGCUGACCAAUCAAAUGUUGGGAAAGAAUACUCUGAGGGUGGAAAAACUUUCAAAGUUGCACUUAUUGACAAUUUUGGAUAUACAGACCCAAUAGAUGGAAGUGUUUCCAAAAACCAGGGAAUCCGGAUUAUAUUCAGUGAUGGGUCUCGGAUUAUAUUCCGAUUGAGUGGUACAGGAAGCUCAGGGGCAACUAUUCGCAUGUACAUCGAUAGCUAUGAGGCUGAUCAAGCUCAGCAUAUGAAUGAUCCUCAGGAUGCACUGAAACCUCUUGUGGAAAUUGCCCUUAAACUGUCUCAGCUGAGAGAGCUGACAGGGAGGCAGCAACCAACAGUCAUUACUUAACUUCUUCAAUGAAUCUAUAUUGAGUGUAUUACAAAUACAACCCUGGGACUUUAUUAUACACGCUUGUUUACACUUGCUUUAACCAAUGUACAAAGGGGAAGUUAGAAUUACAUUUACUAUGACAUGAAUGAUAUGGAUUCUUUAAUAAUAAAAUGUUAAUUUGGGUACAUUAUUUCUCUGUUUUUGAUUUGAUUAUGUAUGUUUUAAUUUGUUGUUCUUUUUUUGUGAUUUUAUGCUUUGAAUUGUGUGAACUUGCCUUACAGUCUAUAAAUUUAUAAUAGGCCUUUGCUAAAUAAAAAUGGAAUGGUAAUGUGUAAUUUCUGUCAACAAAUAUCUUGUUCUUGUUAUAUAAUAGUAAACAUUGAAAAGAUUACAUGAUUAAGAAUAAAUUCAUUAUGUAUGAGCCAAGUAUAGGUUUCCCAUGCUCUCCUUAUCUAAUGUCAUUUUUACAACUGAGAAAUCAAGCAUUACGUAUUGUAUGAUGAAUACUGGACUUAACUACCAUAAUCAACUCCACCCAUUAGUUUCUCAAAAUGAUUCUUUGAACACUUCCAAAGUGGAACACAUUUUUGAGGUGUUCCAAUUACGCAGCUUUCACUGCAUUGUACAUCUGUUAUCUACUAUCUACCCUGGAUUGGCGUAAAUGUUUGGCAAAGAAUCUUUUUUUAUUUAUCACAUCAUUGGUCAUUAACUAGCACAUGAGAUAGUGAGAAACAUUCAAAUGACAUCAUGUUGAUUAAAGCAUUAUGAAUAUUCAUUGAUAAUCACCUCUAUUAUACUUGCAUCGCCACUUAACUAUUGACUAAAAAAUAAAGAUUUCAAUCAUAUGCGAGGUGUGAGGAUUGAUAUCAACAUAAGAUCAAGUUUGUAUGUGUUCAUAAUUUAUUCCAUUUCAUUUCAAACAGAGUUCCUGAAUAUUAACACCACAAUGCAUCAAGGUUGUUAUUUCCCGAAACAAUAUCAUUGCUGUUCAGUAUUUCUUCGAGUUCCUCGCUAAUUAAUCUGAGAGGUCAGU